AUGCAUCGAGAGCAACAACAACAACAACGACCACCACCACAACAAAAACGACAACAACAACAACGACAGCCACCAUCACCACCACCACAACAACAACAACAACGACAACCACCACCACCACCACAACAACAACAACAACAACAACGACCACAACAACUACAACAACAACAACAACAACAACAACAACAACGACAACCACCACCACCACAACAACAACAACAACAACCACAACAACAACCACAACAACAACAACCACAACAACAACCACAACAACAACAACAACAACAACAACAACCACAACAACAACGACAACCACAACAACAACGACAACAACAACGACAACAACAACGACAACGACAACCACCACCACCACAACAACAACGACAACCAUCACCACCACAACAACAACAACGACAACCACCAUCACCACCACAACGACAACUACCACAAGGACAACCACAACUACAACGACAACUACAACAAGGACAACCACAACUACAACGACAACUACCACAAGGACAACCACAACUACAACGACAACUACCACAAGAACAACCACCACUACAACUACCACAAGGACAACCACCACUACAACAACCACUACCACCACGGCAGGAGGCUGUUCAGAAUAUGCAGCACUGA
This is a messenger RNA of Rotaria sp. Silwood1, 642 nucleotides long. The record is from the annotation of a GenBank genome assembly. NCBI's taxonomy places the organism in Eukaryota, Metazoa, Rotifera, Eurotatoria, Philodinida, Philodinidae.